Tarenaya hassleriana is the source of this 1243-nucleotide messenger RNA. RefSeq lists its product as uncharacterized. Lineage: Eukaryota; Viridiplantae; Streptophyta; Magnoliopsida; Brassicales; Cleomaceae. Bases 122 to 817 code for a protein of 231 amino acids. The record is from RefSeq and is a predicted model, not a curated record. The transcript has 2 exons.
UUUUUUGGCACGACGCCGCCCGUUCCCCUCUCGGUUCCUUCUUUCAGUCAAAUGCGUCUCCGAAACUUUGAACAGGUCGCGGUAUUCUUCAUUCUUCGAAGGCUAGGGUUUCUGAACCGCCAUGGCUGAACAAGUAAAUGCAACGGAAGUUUCUUUCUCCAUGAGAGAUGAGAAUGCUCUUUCUCCAGAAGAUUUAGCCUGGGUGGAUUCUUGCCUCACUGAUGUUCCGGAGGAUUCAGACAAUAAUGGCUGGGCAACUCUAAGAGACGCUCUAACAGAAGUCACCGAUAACUAUCCCGAGUUAUGUGUUCCCUCUUCAACAAGAACAAGAUUUCUAUUCAGAGACGAAGAUAUGGCUGAAACCGAGUCAAGUGAUAUGCCAACUUUUGGAGAAGAAGCUGAUUCAGUGAACGGCAGCUGUUCAUUGACCGAAGAAGUGAGCGAGAUACUCUCCUUGCUACGUUUUGAACCAGAUCCAUCAGAAAUCUCUUUACAAGAGGGUAGCUUUUCAACACACGACAACAGUUCCAUGACAAUAACCGGAACCCUUGAUCCCAUGGACACUCCCGAUGUCCAGGAAGAUGUUGAAAGAGCAGAAAAUGGUUCAGCAAGCGGGGAAGAGGCAGAACCCGAGUCAUUAUUGUCUGGAUUAGUCAAGGACGAUCUCAUGGGCAUGUCUAUUCAGGACAAUGUUGCUGAUCCCUUUGAUGGGUUCAAUAUUUACGAGGGUCAGAUUAAGCUCUCUCCACUCGAUAUUUUUAGGGUGUGGGAUCUAGAGAUUCCCGAGGACAAAAAUGAGGAAGAUGAGUUUGAGUGACAGCUAAAGAAGGCGCUUAACGAGCCUUCCAAAGAGCGACUGAAGCCACAGCCUAUUGACGAUGAUCCGAUUGUACAGGAGAACGGUAAUAUCGAUGAUCUGAUUGCCGGGAUCUCGGAUCUUUCUCUCACUGAAAGUGUUUAAGUAAUUUAGUGUUCUGUUUUCAGGUAGAGUGUUUAUAUCUAUCUUAGGUUCAUUCCUGUCGGACGUUGGUGUUUUUUUUAAACCGGUGGCUACCCCUCCGUUUUAGACUUGUCUAAUCAAAGCACUUUGGACCCUCUCGCUCGUUCCGAGGCUUUCACCAAAUUUUCUGUCCAGGAAUCAGGAUGACGUGGCCAGGCAGCCAUCUACCGUUGAUGUUAACUUCACUGAAUCUUGUGAGGCCUAAUCUCUGCCGUUAAAUCACUCAAAAUGGUUAUAACCUCA